CCCCGGGACUCCGGGGGCUGCUGAGCUGGGGGGGCGCUCCAGCUGCGAGGACCCGGGCAGCCCGCGGGACGGGGAGCGGGCGCCCAGGUCACCCAGUGGGUGUGGGAAGCAUAAACCUGAAUCUCACCCCAACCAGACAGGCUGCUGUCUGGAGCCGUUGCCCCGGAGAUAGAGGAGAAAGUUAUUUUCAUUCAGGGGACUGGCAAGGGCUGGACUUCAGACUCUUCUAGAAAGCUGAUGCCCAACCAACUGAGCCAUACCGGUCAGGUCAAGGCUUCCCUUUCUAUAGAAAAGGAACAUUGUGCCCAGAGAGGGAUGGGGUGCGUGAGGUCUAAGUUCCUCCAGGACAGAGGCAAGGUCUCCAAAUCCGAGCCCAGUGCGAGCCCGCACAGCCCUGUGUAUGUGCCGGAUCCCACGUCCUCAGGCAAGCGGCGACCUGACACCGGCAACGACAACAGCCCAGGGCCCUCGGACAGUGCUGAAGAGAGCGUUGUGGUUGCCCUGUACGAUUACGAGGCCAUUCACCGCGAAGACCUCAGUUUCCGGAAGGGAGACCAGAUGGUGAUCCUGGAGGAGUCUGGGGAGUGGUGGAGGGCUCGGUCCCUGGCCACCCGGAAAGAGGGCUACAUUCCAAGCAACUACGUCGCCCACGUUAACUCUCUGGAGACAGAGGAGUGGUUCUUCAAGGGCAUCAGCCGGAAAGAUGCGGAGCGCCAACUCCUGGCCCCUGGCAAUGUGCUGGGCUCCUUCAUGAUCCGGGACAGUGAGACGACCAAAGGGAGCUACUCUUUGUCCGUGCGAGACUAUGACCCCCAGCACAGGGACACAGUGAAACAUUAUAAGAUCCGGACCCUGGACAACGGAGGGUACUACGUCUCCCCACGAAGCACCUUCAACACCCUGCAGGAGCUGGUGGCCCACUACAAGAAAGGGAGUGAUGGGCUCUGCCAGAAGCUGACAGUGCCCUGCGUGUCCUCCAAGCCCCAGAAGCCAUGGGAGAAAGAUGCCUGGGAGAUCCCCCGGGAGUCCCUCAAGCUGGAGAAAAAGCUCGGAGCCGGGCAGUUCGGGGAAGUCUGGAUGGCCACCUACAACAGGCACACCAAGGUGGCCGUGAAGACGAUGAAGCCAGGGAGCAUGUCCGUGGAGGCCUUCCUGGCAGAGGCCAACCUGAUGAAAACCCUGCAGCACGACAAGCUGGUGAAGCUGCACGCAGUGGUCACGGAGGAGCCCAUUUACAUCAUCACGGAGUUCAUGGCCAAAGGAAGCCUGCUGGACUUCCUGAAAAGUGGCGAAGGCAGCAAGCAGCCGCUGCCGAAACUCAUUGACUUCUCAGCCCAGAUUGCGGAAGGCAUGGCCUUCAUCGAGCGGAGGAACUACAUUCACCGAGACCUCCGAGCGGCCAACAUCCUGGUCUCUGCGUCCCUGGUGUGUAAGAUCGCGGACUUCGGCCUCGCGAGGGUCAUCGAGGACAACGAGUACACGGCCCGGGAAGGGGCCAAGUUCCCCAUCAAGUGGACAGCUCCCGAAGCCAUCAACUUUGGCUCCUUCACCAUCAAGUCAGACGUCUGGUCUUUCGGUAUCCUGCUGAUGGAGAUCGUCACCUAUGGCCGGAUCCCAUACCCAGGGAUGUCAAACCCUGAGGUGAUCCGGGCACUGGAGAGAGGAUACCGGAUGCCCCGGCCAGAACUGUGCCCUGAGGAGCUCUACAACAUCAUGACUCGCUGCUGGCAGAACCGCCCUGAGGAGCGGCCCACCUUCGAAUAUAUCCAGAGUGUGCUGGAGGACUUCUUCACAGCCACAGAGAGCCAGUACCAGCAGCAGCCGUGAUGGGGGGGGACCGAGGCAGGGCCAGACACUGAGGCAAGGCCUCGGAGGUGUCUCCAGCACCAUCGGCCAGAUACCCGCUCACCCUUCCCACUCCCAGACACCCAUGCUUGCUCCAGCCACGUUUUCUCAUCUGUCAAGUGAGUGGGUUGGACUGGACAAUCUCUUUUUGACUCUAGCAGUCCACAAUCUGCCAUUCUCAGGAGGCCUUGACUUCCUAUUUCUAUUGCCUGGGACACCUGUAUUCCAGUUACAGCUGUGGUUGAAAUGGGAAACUUUUUAAAUAAUGAAGUAAAUAUUUAAAUAUAAGUGCCCUGGCUGGUGUAGCUCAGUAGAUUGGGUGCCGGCCUGUGAACCAAAGGGUUGCAGGUUCGAUUCCCAGUCAGGACACAUGCCUGGGUUGUGUGGGCCAGGUCCCCAGUGGGGGGCACAUGAGAGGCAACCAACCGAUGUAUCCCACACAUCAAUGUUUCUUUCCCUCUUUUUCCCUCCCUUCCUCUCUCUCUAAAAAUAAAUGAAUAAAAUCUUUAAAAAAUAUUUAAAUAAAAGAUACAUAUGCUAAAAGCUUUA
This is a messenger RNA of Artibeus jamaicensis (Jamaican fruit-eating bat), 2394 nucleotides long. It is a transcript of the gene HCK, whose product is annotated as HCK proto-oncogene, Src family tyrosine kinase. Gene Ontology annotation, biological process: cell surface receptor protein tyrosine kinase signaling pathway; protein phosphorylation; cell differentiation. Bases 238 to 1827 code for a protein of 529 amino acids. The transcript is spliced from 15 exons. Gene Ontology annotation, cellular component: extrinsic component of cytoplasmic side of plasma membrane. NCBI's taxonomy places the organism in Eukaryota, Metazoa, Chordata, Mammalia, Chiroptera, Phyllostomidae. The record is from RefSeq and is a predicted model, not a curated record. Gene Ontology annotation, molecular function: signaling receptor binding; ATP binding; non-membrane spanning protein tyrosine kinase activity.